AUGUUGUCUUGUCACAACAAACUACUCACACGGUUGCUAAAAACCUUUCGACAGCCAACGACCGACUCUGCCCUUCUUCGGGCUCAACAAGUUGGUGUAGUUCCAUCAACUUCAUGUCCUACUGAGACACGAGACGACUUUUGUGUAUCACAUGAAUAUGAAGAAUAUUAUGAACUGGAAUCAGAGAGACUGAAAUCAUCCGGAUUACAGUCAAUGGUAAACAAAACGUCUGUUGUUGAUGAUGAUCGGUUCCUGAUGAUCGGGACCAUCAAAUGGUCCAAUCAGGAUGAUCACCAUGUGAUUUGCCAAGGUAACGGGCUGGUAGUCUGCAUCGCUAUUUUAGCGAAGCGUCCAGAUAACACGCCUGUCGCUCUUGUCAGAGAUAUGGCGUUUAAAUUCCAGCAAAAGUGCAAGGUGCAUGCCAAAAGAUUUUAUGAUGGUGGUCAGUCUAUUCAACAGGACUUGUGCUUCACUUUGGUCUUCAAAGAUGAGGGCGAUGUCAUCUGCGUACUCCUGAUCAACAAGGUUCUCACCAGCAACAAUCUGAACAUUGGAGUUUUGAAGACCUCCCAGGGUAAGCCUCAUAAUUUCAUCAAUGACGAAGUUGAAAAAGAAUGGAGAGAGUGGACAGCCUUGUUUGACACCACUGAUUACAAUCUAAGAACGGCAUCCAUCGCUAUCUGA
This is a messenger RNA of Opisthorchis viverrini, 684 nucleotides long. RefSeq lists its product as hypothetical. The record is from RefSeq and is a predicted model, not a curated record. Lineage: Eukaryota; Metazoa; Platyhelminthes; Trematoda; Opisthorchiida; Opisthorchiidae. The coding region runs from base 1 to 684 and encodes 227 amino acids. The transcript has 3 exons.